UGAGUAGAUAACUGAUAGCCCACUGUGGGUUUAUUAUAUGUCAAUAAGGAGUUUAGAUUAAUGGAUUACCAAGCAAAUGCUGUGUGAAGUCUUUAUAAAGCUCCAGUUUGGCACCGGGAGCACAGAGCUCUGACUGCUAGGUGGUCUGAGUGCUAAGAAGAGAGAAAGCCUGAAAGACAUAAAAGAAAGACAGAGAAAGACCAAAGUCAGAAAACAAAUAUAUUUAGGUUAGGAAAGGCAAGAUUUCGCGGGCAUUAUGAAAGGCUUUCUUUACUUUACAUUCUUCGCAGUCCUCUUACUGGUACACAGCUCCCAGGCUGUCUACGUUCAGGAUGGAGAGUUGAAAUUCUCCCUUGAGUCUGUGAAGAAGCUAAAGGAACUUAUGGAUGAGAACAGACAUAUUAACCCUCGUAUGGCAGUUUCAGUGGCUAGCUAUUCUCCAUGUGAUGAAAAAGAUCUCCCUGAGGAGUUCCAAUCUGUGUGCAAAAGAGGAGAUGCAUCCAUGAUUUUUGAGAGGCUGAGCCUGGCUGUCGGAGAAAAUGAUUUGUGUGAAAUCUGUGCCAAUGCUGCCUGCGCUGGUUGCUUUUGAAUAAGAAUGAAACAACCCAAAGAAGAUUUGUCAAGCUAGGAAGUUUGUGCAUUCAUAUUGCAAGAUCAUAUACUUUCACGAAUCAAAAUUUGAUCUCCAUCUCCACUACAGUCAAACUGGAGCUGCUAGCUCAUGUAGACUUACCAGGGGUAGUCCUGAAGUAGUCGGAUCAGGUGCCACCAGCAGUGCAGUUCUAGCAACAAGGAGACUGUAAACCUCAGCUGAGAGGUUUCAGUUCUGCAUUGUUUGUCUCACUGGAACAAAAAUGCCCUGGGCACACAGUUUCAUUUUCCACUAUUUUGUUUGCAUUGGAACGCGAUGGGUGAAACUGAGCAGUCUCCUGCAGCCUUUUUAAUAUUUAAAUCUGCCCGAGAUUUGACCUCCCCUACACAUAACCUCAGCAGUAUUGGGUUAUCAUCUUCUACAGACCAUCCUUACCACUGCGUUGGAUAACUAUCUCUUUACCUGUAGGUCUGCAUGUGAUGUGUUAUGUUUGUAACAGAACUGCAGCAAGUAAUUUGGGGACAAGCUACUGGUGGUUAGCAAUACUUUCAUAGGCAGAAAAUUCUCAGUCUGUUACUUAGACUAAUUGUUGCCAGUUUAGGGAAUGGAUGUACAGGAGCGUAUUCCAAGCGUUCCUUGGAAGCUCCCUUCUUUUGACAGAUAUUCAUAUUCAUUAAGCUCUAUUUAGGAGAAACGAAGUCCAAACUGCAAUGCUGGAAUCACUUUGAAAUUAAAAUAUUGCCUUGUGUUUUUAUUUAUUGGUGGCAAGAUUGUAAAGAAAGGAUCUGCCCGUGUUUAUAUGCUGCAUAUGAAAUAAAAGCUAGUAAUAAUUUGGGGUUUUCUUUGUUUAUGUUUUAGCUGGAUUUUGUGGUGGGAUUUCUUUGUGAUAGUCUGCUUGCCUACUUGCUUUUCUUCUAUGUCAGUUCUUUCAUGUCUAAGUCUUCACUGGAAUAAAAGGUAUCUUGUUAAUACUGUCCUGAACUUAAAA
Messenger RNA from Calidris pugnax (ruff), 1580 nucleotides. It is a transcript of the gene GUCA2A, whose product is annotated as guanylate cyclase activator 2A. The record is from RefSeq and is a predicted model, not a curated record. NCBI's taxonomy places the organism in Eukaryota, Metazoa, Chordata, Aves, Charadriiformes, Scolopacidae. Gene Ontology annotation, molecular function: guanylate cyclase activator activity. The transcript has 3 exons. Gene Ontology annotation, cellular component: extracellular region. The coding region runs from base 257 to 589 and encodes 110 amino acids.